Molecule: messenger RNA, 249 nt
Organism: Symbiodinium sp. CCMP2456
Lineage: Eukaryota; Dinophyceae; Suessiales; Symbiodiniaceae
Source: the annotation of a GenBank genome assembly
AUGGGAGGAUGCUCCAAUCUGCCUGACGCCUUCUGGGAAGUUUUGCUGGAUCUGCUUGUCUCCGCAGUUACCCUGCUCGUUCUCAAAGUUGUUUCCGACAGCUCAAAGUACGACAUGAUCGUCAACAUCUCUUUGGUGGCCCUGUUGGUAAGUAUGGUGCUUUGGCGCCUUUAUCUGCUUUGGCUGUCUUACUCCAGUUAUGGUGGAAACCUGCCCUACUGCUGCGGCCAUGCCACCGUUGGGGGCAAG